Adelges cooleyi (spruce gall adelgid) is the source of this 1107-nucleotide messenger RNA. RefSeq lists its product as uncharacterized. NCBI's taxonomy places the organism in Eukaryota, Metazoa, Arthropoda, Insecta, Hemiptera, Adelgidae. Bases 169 to 1107 code for a protein of 312 amino acids. The transcript is spliced from 6 exons. The record is from RefSeq and is a predicted model, not a curated record.
CAAAUCGUUUAUUCAAGUUGUUGUGCUAUCAAGUUUCAAAAGUUGAUGAAUGAUCUAUUAGAAAUAUUAACGACGAACCUGUCACCGAAGUUUACUGUCAUUUAAUAAAGGUAGAUUAGACACAAAAAUUCAAGUUUACUUAUUUGUCCACAUCCCCAUCGUACUACAAUGAAGUCCAACGGCAUGCGUCUGUUACCAUUGUUGCUGGUUUGUUCUUUGAAUACCGUUUUGACGACACACGACUGUCUUAACUUGAAACCAUUGCCCGAUUUCGAUAUGAAACGAUUUUUAGGACGCUGGUACGCCGUCACAACGACAUUGUCGCCAAAUCAAUGUUUAGUGUAUGAGUUUACGCACAUACAGAAACGGGAAAACAUAGAUUGUGCACUUUGUGAUGAAGACAGUGCGAGUAACGUAGAGUGCGUAAAAAGUAUCAACUGUACCAGAUGCGUGAAAUGUGUAGCCUGUAAAGAUAGUGAGAAUUGUAAGCAUUGUAGACACUGUAAAGAGUGUAAGAAUUGCGAGGAUUCUACAUGGUGUGAAGAUUGUAUAGAUUGUGUGUCGUGCGUAAAGUGUAUUGGCUGUAUAGGUUGUUUCAACUGUAUAGGUUGUGAAAAUCUUGUGAACCAAAGAGAUCUUGUAGGAGUGAAAAACCCUAGACUACCGUUCGAUGUAGUCACAUACUUCAAGUACAAUUAUUUUGGACAAUUGGUAGCCGAUCCGGAAUUACCGUCAACAAUGUCUGUUUAUUCGACUCAGGACGGGAAAGCCUCUUUUAACGUCUUCGCCACCGACUAUGUGACCUAUGCCGGUGUAUACACUUGCCAAGACAUGCCGGCCUGCAACAAACAUUCUAUAACCAUAUUGUCCAGAACAAAGGACUUAGACAAAGCAAACUCAGAUAAGAUUAUGGAGUUAAUACUCUCGGCCAAAGUGCACCCGAGUGAGUUCAAAACGGUUGACCACUCGAACUGUGACCAUCCUUUUGAGAGAUCCAGUGUGGAUAGUAUUGAUCAGAGUGUCGUUGACGAUGACGCGAAAGUCUACGUUUCUGUCGAUUUAGAGACAGCCGAAGAGAUGAAUCCACGCCCCACGUGGAUGCUGUAA